Molecule: messenger RNA, 1162 nt
Organism: Mytilus californianus (California mussel)
Lineage: Eukaryota; Metazoa; Mollusca; Bivalvia; Mytilida; Mytilidae
Exons: 4
Coding region: 205-960 (251 amino acids)
Source: RefSeq, a predicted model, not a curated record
UAUUAUAUAUCUUUAAUAAAUAUGAACUAUCAUUUUGUUAAAAAUGAAAGUGAAAGUGCAUUUUAUUUUCAGAAUAUCGCAAAAGGAAAUGUGUAUUGUGUGUUUCUAUUAGAUACGACAUAAUUGUGUUAUUAGUUCCUGGAUUAUAGUGAGGUGUAAUUUAAAAUGGACCACAACACUUAGAGAAUAAUUUUUUGUGAGAAAAUGGACGCAAGUAAUGUGACAAACGGCUCUGGAGAUAACGAAAUACAGAAGUCCAAAUCUGAGGAACUUGUAGAGACGAAUAUAUUAGGAAAGCGUAGAAAUUCAACAUCACCAUCACUGACAGAUGAACCAGCCAUAAAGAAAAUCAAAAGUGACUGUGAUCAACCUGAAAAUAAAAAGGAUAACGACGAGGAAAAUAUACAACAACCUGUGAAAAGAAGAGAAGAAGCGGAAAAGUUUCUAAAGUUGUACCGAUUACUUCAUGAAAAUGAUGAUAUAAGCGAGGGAUUAUCAGCAAAAAAACCAAAUGCGAAAGAAGAUGUUGCUACCCAUGUUGCAACCGGAAGUAGAAGAGGCUAUUCUUCUCAGUAUAUUUCAACCUGUGCGUCACUUUACAAAGCAGAAUCUUUUAGAAAUUUGAAACUUAAAAGUGGAUAUAAAUGGGGUAUGAAGCACAUUGCCGAAAUCGACGUUGGAAGUUUACCAGAAGACGUAACAAUAAUUGAUUUGAGAACAAAUAUAUUGAGAAAAAAAUACGAGAUAAAUGACAAGGAGGUAAAUGAAAAAUUCCACAAAUUUGCAGAAAGUCACCAGGAAGUUUUACUGGUUGGUAAAGUACCAGAAUCAUGUUUAAAAUUAAUAAAAUUCACCGGAGUAGUUCCAGACUCGGACAAAAGUUCCAAUGAUUCUGAUGAUUUUGGGUUUGACUAUGAUUCUUACAAUUCAAAUCCAGAUUCAGAUUCAGAUUGUUACUAAUUCCAGGCAGGAUUACUGUAUAAUGUAAAACACUGAAGAUUCUGUAUAAAAUAAAAACCAAACAUGCAAGUAAACUUUAAUACAAAUUAUAGGGCCAAACUGUCAUAAAAGAAUUCUAAACUAUUAAUGUUGUCUGAAAAACCGAGGGUUGCUUCAAGAAUAGCAACGAAAUAUAUUUAGUGUUACAUGUAGAUUAUUAAAA